UUCCGGGCGGAAGUGAGGCGCAGAGCGGAACGGCCUCUGGUGACAUUUUCUUGGGGCGGCGCGGACGACUGAAGGGACUUGGUAGUGGAGGCUCCAGAGGCGGCGAGGUUCACUUUAGUCCUGGCAAGUGCCGUGGCCGCGACUCUCUGCUUGCUACUGGGGUUUGUGCCGAGGAGGAGAAGGCGGCAGUGGCCUUAGCGUCCCAAGUCACCGCGGCCGGGAAAGUCCCGGCCGUGGGGUCGGUGCGUGCCCCGACGGGGCGCGCGGAGCGGGUGAGGUGCGGACUCUCAGCGGAGCACAGGUUGCUUUCCUGUUGCUUCUUUGAUAUCGUUUCCUAGACCCUGCUCCAUGAUCUAACUCAAAAUUUUGAAAUGAAGAUGGAGGAGGCAGUAGGAAAAGUCGAAGAACUCAUUGAGUCCGAAGUCCCACCAAAAACAUCUGAACAAGAGACAGCCAAGGAGGAAGAUGGCUCUGUAGAGCUGGAAUCUCAAGUUCAGAAAGAUGGUGUUGCAGAUUCUACCGUUCUUUCUUCAAUGCCCUGCUUGUUGAUGGAACUGAGAAGGGACUCUUCUGAGUCUCAGUUAGCAUCCACAGAGAGUGAUAAGCCGACAACUGGCCGAGUUUAUGAGAGUGACUCCUCUAAUCACUGCUUGCUUUCCCCUUCCUCUAGUGGUCACCUGGCUGAUUCAGAUACAUUGUCUUCUGCAGAAGAGAAUGAACCCUCUCAGGCAGAAACAGCUGUAGAAGGAGACCCUGCAGGAGUGUCUGGUGCCACAGUUGGUCGCAAAUCUAGGCGGUCCCGAUCUGAAAGUGAAACAUCAACUAUGGCUGCCAAGAAAAACCGGCAAUCUAGUGAUAAACAGAAUGGCCGUGUUGUCAAGGUCAAAGGUCAUCGGAGCCAAAAGCACAAGGAGAGGAUCAGACUACUGAGGCAGAAACGGGAGGCUGCUGCGAGGAAGAAAUACAACCUGCUGCAGGACAGUAGUACCAGUGAUAGUGACCUGACUUGUGACUCAAGCACAAGCUCAUCAGAUGAUGAUGAAGAGGUUUCAGGGAGCAGCAAGACAAUCACUGCAGAGAUACCAGAUGGACCUCCAGUUGUAGCUCAUUAUGAUAUGUCUGACACCAGCUCUGACCCAGAAGUGGUAAAUGUGGACAAUUUAUUGGCGGCUGCAGUAGUUCAAGAGCACAGUAAUUCUGUAGGCGGCCAGGACACAGGAGCUACCUGGAGGACCAGCGGGCUUCUAGAGGAGCAGGAUGCGGAGGCAGGUCACUUGGAUCCAGGAUUCCUAGCAAGUGACAAAACAUCUGCUGGCAAUGUACCACUUAAUGAAGAAAUUAAUAUCGCCUCUUCGGACAGUGAAGUAGAGAUUGUAGGAGUUCAGGAGCAUGCAAGGUGUGUUCAUCCUCGAGGAGGUGUGAUUCAAAGCGUUUCUUCAUGGAAGCAUGGCCCGGGCACGCAGUAUGUUAGCACCCGGCAAACACAGUCAUGGACUGCUGUGACUCCCCAGCAAACGUGGGCUUCACCAGCAGAAGUUGUUGACCUUACCUUGGAUGAGGAUAGCAGACGUAAAUACCUACUGUAAUACAAUGUCACUGUGUUUCCUCUGCACUGUUCCCUUCUACUUCCUCUCCUAUUUGUGACAUGGAAGUUCAUUGUCAUAGCUUCAGCUUCAGAAGCUGUUUGUGGCAUUUGUAGAAUUGAAACUCAUGGAAAAUCCCCCCCUACACCUCCCCCCGCCCCCUUAAUUAAAAGAAGUCACUUAGGAACAUAA
Otolemur garnettii (small-eared galago) is the source of this 1775-nucleotide messenger RNA. It is a transcript of the gene ARK2N, whose product is annotated as chromosome unknown C18orf25 homolog. Bases 372 to 1586 code for a protein of 404 amino acids. The record is from RefSeq and is a predicted model, not a curated record. Gene Ontology annotation, molecular function: ubiquitin protein ligase activity. NCBI's taxonomy places the organism in Eukaryota, Metazoa, Chordata, Mammalia, Primates, Galagidae. Gene Ontology annotation, biological process: ubiquitin-dependent protein catabolic process. The transcript has 5 exons.